AAUCAGGCCAGAGUUGGCCGCUCCUCCUUGUAAAGCGGUGUUGCACUUCUUUCCGCUGGUGGCGUCGGCAGCGCCAGCGUCGGCGCUCACGCAGGGGCGGGUCACAGCAGCGUGAAGCGGUGCUGGGCGGGAAGGGAGGUCGUGGCGGUGGCCGUGUCGGCGGGGACAACAACGACAGCGGCGGCCGCAGGGACAGCCGGAGCGGUGGUGCUGUCAGUUAGGCUGUCGGAGAAAUGGGAGACCCAGGGUCGGAGAUAAUAGAAUCCGUUCCUCCAGCUGGGCCUGAAGCAUCUGAGUCCACAACGGAUGAAAAUGAAGAUGAUAUUCAGUUUGUUUGUGAAGGACCAUUAAGACCUGUUCUUGAAUACAUUGAUUUGGUCAGCAGUGAUGAUGAAGAGCCUAGCACCUCUCAUAGUGAUGGUAAUGUUAAGCAUAAAGACCAUAUUGAUCAUCAGAAGGAUAAAGUUGCUUUAACUCUGGCUCGUCUCGCCCGCCAUGUUGAAGUUGAGAAACAGCAGAAAGAAGAGAAGAAUAGAGCAUUUAGGGAAAAAAUUGAUUUUCAACAUGCUCAUGGGUUACAAGAAUUGGAAUUUAUUCGAGGACAUUCUGAUACAGAAGCUGCAAGACUGUGCGUGGACCAGUGGCUAAAAAUGCCAGGACUCAAAACAGGCACAAUUAAUUCUGGAACAAAAAGUUCAUUCCGAAGAGGAGGCCAAAUGCGGGUGUCUGGGAAACCAAUUUCAUGUCCCAUAAUGCACUGUAACAAGGAGUUUGAUAAUGGGCACCUUCUCUUAGGACAUUUGAAAAGGUUCGAUCACUCUCCAUGUGACCCAACAAUUACACUACAUGGACCUUUCAUCAAUUCAUUUGCUUGUGUAGUAUGUUAUAAAAAUUUUGUUACUCAACAACAAUAUAGGGAACACCUUUUUUCUAAGGAAGCUGCAGAUGAUGGACAUAAAAACAACCUUCUUCCUCAGAUUAUUCAGUGUUUUGCGUGUCCAAAUUGCUUCCUUCUUUUUAGCAGUAAGGAUGAGUGUUUGAAGCAUAUGUCUGGGAAAAAUCAUUUCCAUCAGCGUUUUAAACUGGGUGAUGGCAAGGGAAUACCAUAUCCAAUAUCAUUUCCAUCUUUUGCAAAGAAACUUUUGAUUUCUCUGUGCAAAGAUGUUCCAUUUCAAGUUAAGUGUGUGGCCUGCCACCAGACACUGCGUUCCCACAUGGAGCUUACUGCCCAUUUCAGAGUUCGUUGUCGGAAUGCUGGUCCUGUAGCUGUAGCUGAGAAAAGCAUUGCCCAGGUUGCAGAGAAAUUCAUAUUAAGAGGUUAUUGUCCAAAUUGCAACCAAGUCUUUCUGGAUGAAACAAGUACCCGAAAUCACAAGCAGAAUUUAGGACACAAAGUUCGAGUUAUUAACUCAAUGGAAGAGUCAGUCUUACUUUAUUGCUACAGCAGUGAAGGGAACAAACCUUCUUCUGACUUGAAUCUAUUGCUAGAUCAAUCAAAAUUUUCAUCACUUAAAAGAACUGUGUCUCAUCAAGACUCUAGCUCACAAGAUUGCAGUACCAUUCCAAAGAAGAAGAUGAAUUUAGAAGAUAAAAGCUGUGAAGGUAUGGUUUGUGUCCAGAAAGAAAAGACAGUUGUUAAGACCUGGUUUUGUGAAUGUCAUCAACGAUUCCCAAGUGAAGAUUUAGUAGAAAAGCAUGUUUUCUCAGCAAAUACAAUGUGUUAUAAGUGUGUGGUCUGUGGAAAGGUGUGUGAAGAUUCAGGGGUCAUCCGUUUACAUAUGAGCCGGAUUCAUGGUGGGGCACAUUUAAAUAACUUUCUCUUCUGGUGUCGAACAUGUAAAAAGGAGUUAACAAGGAAAGAGACUAUCAUGACACAUGUGACUGAAUUUCAUAGUGGUCACAGAUAUUUUUAUGAGAUGGAUGAGGUAGAAAGUGAAACUGUACCAUCAUCUUCUACAGCAUUGAAGAAUAAUUUGACUGCUAAGAGUCCUCCUUCAACUAUUACAAUUAUUGAUCAUUCACCAACAGACAGUCCUCCAAGGGGUAAAUGGCAAUGCCGAAUCUGUGAAGAUAUGUUUGAUUCCCAAGAAUGUGUAAAACAGCACUGCAUGUCUUUAACAAGUCACCAGUUUCAUAGAUACAGCUGUGCCCAUUGCAAAAAGACUUUUCACAAGAUAGAAACGCUAUACCGACAUUGCCAAGAUGAGCACGACAAUGAGAUAAGGCUUAAGUACUUUUGUGGGCUUUGUGACCUUACCUUUAAUGUGGAAGAAGCAUUUUUAAGUCAUUAUAAGGAGCAACACAGCAUAGAUUAUGUGUUUGUGUCAGAAAAAAGUGAAGCUUCAAUUAAAACUGAGAAUGACUUUCCAGUACUGGAGGCUAGUAACCUGUUAACCUGUGGUUGCCGUGAGAGUUACAUCUGUAAAGUCAACAGAAAGGAAGAUUAUAGUAGAUGCCUCCAAAUCCUGCUGGAUAAAGGUAAAUUGUGGUUUCGCUGCAGCAUGUGUUCAGCAACAGCACAGAAUGUAGCCGACAUGAACUCUCAUAUCCAUCAAGUGCACAGAGAAGAAAAGAGUGAGGAGGAGCAGCAGCAAUAUGUAAUCAAGUGUGGCACCUGCACGAAAACAUUUCAUGAUCCUGAGAGUGCUCAGCAGCACUUCCAUACAAAACAUUGCUUUUUCCAGAAACCCAAUGUGGCUCAUUUUGGAUUUGAAAAAACAAGCCCGUACAAGUUUGCUGCUACUGCCUCACGAACAGAGAGAAAACUGAAACAAGCAGUAAGCUAUCCAAAAAAUUCAGACAUGGAGAAAGGAGCUGAGAAUGACCUCAGUUGUCAGAAUAUAGAUGAAGUUGUUGAGCUUCCAGAUUUGGAUUACCUGCGAACCAUGACUCAUAUAGUCUUUGUAGACUUUGAUAACUGGUCAAACUUUUUUGGUCAUUUACCAGGGAAUCUUAACCAAGGAACAUUUAUUUGGGGCUUUCAAGGAGGAAACACCAAUUGGAAACCUCCACUCAACUGUAAGAUCUAUAAUUACCUGAAUAGAAUUGGAUGCUUCUUCCUUCAUCCUCGUUGCAGUAAAAGAAAAGAUGCUGCUGAUUUUGCCAUAUGUAUGCAUGCUGGCCGUCUAGAUGAACAACUACCCAAGCAAAUUCCUUUCACCAUCCUUUCAGGAGAUCAAGGUUUUCUGGAGCUAGAGAAUCAAUUUAAGAAGACUCAGAGGCCAGCACAUAUACUAAACCCUCACCACUUGGAGGGAGAUGUGAUGUGUGCCUUGUUAAAUAGCAUAUCUGAUACCACCAAAGAAUGUGACAGUGAUGACAACCUCGGUAUAAAAAGUACUCCAGUAGAAGAAUUCAGAUCCACAGAAGAUGUGGAAUUAGAAGAAGCUAUUAGAAGAAGCCUUGAGGAAAUAGUGGUCAAGGCCUUAGGUGGUAUUCACUGAGCCAGACCCUAGAGACAUCUGCACCUUGCGCAAUAGUGAGGAGCAUAAAGGACAUUCCAGAAAGAACCGUGGUUAAACGGAUGUGGAGAAGAGGAAACUACACCUCUGUUGCAGAGGUACCACACACGUAUGAUGUACGUUGAUGCUCUAUUAAGAAGCUUUUAGCCCUGGCCCGGUGGCUUGGUUGGAGCAUUGUCCAGUACACCAAAAGAUGUGGGUUCGAUUCCUGGUUGGGGGGCAUAUCUGGGUUGUAGGUUUGAUCCCCAGUCAGGGUAUGUAUGGGAGGCAACCAAUCAGUGUCUUUCUCACAACAAUAUUUCCCUCUCUCUCCCUCUAAAAUCAAUGAACAUAGCCUCAAGUGAAGAUUUUAAAGAAGUUUUUGGAGUGUAUAUGGUAGAGGAUAACUGAAGCUUUUCAUCAUGACCCUUAAAAAGUAAUUGAGUUGUUUAAUGUUUGUACUUCUACUUGUUAAGCAAUUAAAAUCAUUUAAAAAUUAUUUUAUACUUUGAAUUUUAUUUAGAUAUGAGGGGGAGAUGUAAUCAAUGGAUAAUAUCACAAAGUUAUAAUGCUGAUUGUAUUUCUACUUGUUAAGCAAUUAAAAUCAUUUUAAAAUUUUAUAAUUUGAAAUUUAU
This is a messenger RNA of Pteronotus mesoamericanus, 4075 nucleotides long. RefSeq names its product zinc finger protein 451 (gene ZNF451). Gene Ontology annotation, biological process: negative regulation of transcription initiation by RNA polymerase II; protein sumoylation. Lineage: Eukaryota; Metazoa; Chordata; Mammalia; Chiroptera; Mormoopidae. The coding region runs from base 234 to 3443 and encodes 1069 amino acids. Gene Ontology annotation, molecular function: transcription corepressor activity; DNA-binding transcription factor activity, RNA polymerase II-specific; sequence-specific DNA binding. The record is from RefSeq and is a predicted model, not a curated record. Gene Ontology annotation, cellular component: nucleus. The transcript has 16 exons.